AUGCGCAAAGCCAAGGUCUUCAGCCACGAGACCGUCAUGCCACGCAUGUCGUGGUCCGCUCGCAACCUCUACAACACCAUCGCCCGCUCCACCGUCCCCUUCCACGCCUCCCAAACCUCCUUCACCAAGACCUCGCUCACCAUGUAUCAGCAACGAUGGCGAUCCAAACGUUUCCUCCGAGCAUAUCACGGCGACUGGAUCCCUGAGAAACGCUUCAAGAGGUGGUUCCUUCCCACCGAUCUGCCGAGUUUCGUCCCACCUCAGGUAUCCGCUGCUUCCACUUCUGCCUCGGGUCCUAGACGAGGUGGCCUCUUUGAUAAAGCUCUCAAAGCCAGAAGAGAUAUCACUCCGGAAUCAAGCGCGAAAGAGGCGGGCUCGGGGUACUCGACGGUGACACAGCAAAAAGUAGUGGAGGAGAUGGACCAGAUGCCCACGGCUUCGUUGUUCAUGAGGGAUGUGGAGAGGAGGUUGGAUGUCGUCGUUUUCCGAUCUUGUUUUGCUAGGUCGGCGUACGAGUCGAGGAGCAUGGUGGUUCAGGGAAAGGUCAAGCUGAAUGGGGUCAAGUGCAGCAACCCGAAUCAGCUGCUUCAGCCCGGCGAUCUGAUCAGUGUCGAACCAAGCGCGGUACCCAUGCUGAGCGAGGAGGCCGCCAAGAAGGCAAAGGCGCAGAUGGUCAACGACCAAGUCACGGGCGAGGAGGAUGCUACCAAAGCUGCUCAGAGCGAGACUGAGGAAGUCAAGGAAGACCAGGCCGACGCAGAUGCAGCCGAGUCCAAGGACCCCGCCUCUGCCGACGCAUCACCAGCUUCCGACGCAUCCACAUCAGAAUCCACCUCCGAAGCUCAACCCUCCUCCUCAUCCUCCGCCUCCAAAGGCAAAUCCCGCGACAAAACCCUUCCCCCUGGCGUCCACCCCUUCACACUCCCCGACUACGCCGCCCCGUUCCUCUUCAUCCCCCCCUACCUCGAAGUAUCCUUCACCACCUGCUCCACCAUCUACGUCCGUCACCCGACCAUCGUCCCGCACCGCACCUUCUCAGACGGCAAACCACGCUGGACGUUCCGCACCGAUCUUCCCUCUCCGUACCCCGCCGGCGGAGAACUCUACUCGAUGGCCUGGGAACACUACACGCGCAACGCACCCCGAACACGUGCCGAUGCGAGACGCAUCAAGCUCGAGGCGAAAGUGGGUAGAAACGGGUUCGAGACCGAACGUGCAAAGGAUCAGAACAUGAAGAGGAGCGCGUUGAGGAGGGGUUGGGGUAGGACCAAGAGCGUCGAAGGUUGGAGGAGACAUUUGGCUGCUGCGCAGGCGAGGGAUGCGGCUGGGAAGAAGGACGGUGAUAAGAAGGCGAGGGUUGUCGCUUAG
Molecule: messenger RNA, 1368 nt
Organism: Pseudozyma hubeiensis SY62
Lineage: Eukaryota; Fungi; Basidiomycota; Ustilaginomycetes; Ustilaginales; Ustilaginaceae
Product: likely mitochondrial ribosomal protein
Exons: 1
Coding region: 1-1368 (455 amino acids)
Biological process (GO): positive regulation of translational fidelity
Cellular component (GO): mitochondrial small ribosomal subunit
Molecular function (GO): structural constituent of ribosome; rRNA binding
Source: RefSeq, a predicted model, not a curated record